UCAAAGAACUGUCAAAUCAACCUAACCUAUCUAUUUAUAUUCCGUAACCUAUAAACAAUUACAAUGUUCUUCAACCGCAUCCGAAUAACCCUAAACUUCACCACCACCCUAUGUAAAUACUCGCAACAAAAAGUGCCGCAGCCCCUCCGCAGCAAAAAACCAAAAUCCACCAAAACGCCGGUCCAAAAUUUUGUAGAUUUAAAAUCACUACGAGCCACGGGAGGCCGCGGCGGCGACGGCUGCAUCUCCUUCCUGCGCCUGUGGAGCAACGAAUUCGCAGGCCCCGAUGGGGGCGACGGGGGCAACGGAGGCCACGUCAUUUUCAAAGCUUGCGUCGCCACCAAAGACUUAAUAAACGUACCGGCGGUAAUCCGGGCCAAAGACGGCGAAAAAGGAACCAACAAAGACUGCCAUGGUAAAAACGCCGACCACUGCAUUAUCGACGUCCCUGUGGGGACUGUGGUGAAAAACGCGACGGGCAAAGUCGUGGGGGACUUGACAACCGAGGGGAUUAUGUUUGUGGCGGCUAGAGGCGGCGCUGGAGGAAAAGGCAACCAUUUUUUUGUAACAGAUACGGAACAGGCGCCUGAAGUGUGUGAGUACGGUGCUGUGGGGGAGGAGUUGGAGUAUACUUUGGAAAUUAGAAGUAUGGCGCAUGUCGGUUUGAUUGGGUUUCCUAAUGCCGGAAAAAGUACUUUAUUGAGGGCUGUGUCAAGAGCAAGACCCAAGGUGGCGCCUUAUCCAUUCACUACGUUGAAGCCGUACGUGGGUAUGGUACAGUACGACGACUAUGAGCAAAUUGCAGUUGCUGAUUUGCCCGGUUUGAUACCAGAUUCUCACAAAAAUAGAGGUUUAGGGAUCCAGUUUUUAAAACAUGUAGAGCGAUGUGCCGCUUUAUUGUAUAUUUUAGAUAUGUCAAGUGAAAAACCGUGGGAGUAUUUGGAAACUUUGCGGUAUGAAUUGUCUCAGUUUAACGAAAAUUUAUUAGAAAGGCCGCAGUUGGUUAUAGCUAAUAAAAUAGAUUUAGCGGAAUCUGAAGCCAAUCUAGAGCUACUUAAGCAACACACGGACUUAAAAAUUAUUCCCAUAAGCGCUAAACUAGGUAUGAAUAUAAGCGAACUACUUAGAGAGGUUAGGAUUUUGUAUGACCAAAGUAUAGACAACAGCAGUUGAUUGUAUUGUUUAUUAAUAAAAAAGUGAUUAAUAAUUUAAAA
This is a messenger RNA of Zophobas morio, 1214 nucleotides long. Its product is annotated as mitochondrial ribosome-associated GTPase 2. The record is from RefSeq and is a predicted model, not a curated record. Bases 64 to 1173 code for a protein of 369 amino acids. The transcript is spliced from 3 exons. Gene Ontology annotation, molecular function: magnesium ion binding; GTP binding; GTPase activity. Lineage: Eukaryota; Metazoa; Arthropoda; Insecta; Coleoptera; Tenebrionidae. Gene Ontology annotation, cellular component: mitochondrion.